AUGGCAUGGGAUCAUCUGGACAUCGAUAAACCUCAUUUGGCCUACAUGAUCCUCGGAGGCUUCACAAGCUUGUUCAUGUUGUGCUCACUCUUCGUGAAGGAGAAGCUGUACAUUGGUGAAGCCACCGUUGCCACCCUGUGCGGCAUCAUCUUCGGCCCUCAUGCGGCCAACCUUUUCAACCCCUUGAGCUGGGGGAAUGUUGACAAAAUCACGUUGGAGUGUUCCCGAAUCGUCCUGGUCGUUCAAUGCUUCGCCGUCGGCGUCGAGUUGCCCAAAGCCUACAUGGAGCGCCACUGGAAGUCCGUCUUCCUGCUCCUGGUGCCCGUCAUGACCUGGGGCUGGCUGAUAACCAGCCUGUUCAUCUGGUGGAUGGUCCCGCCCCUCAAUUGGCUGGAAAGUCUGGUGUGCGCUGCCUGCGUUACGGCCACCGACCCGGUUCUUGCCUCGUCCGUCGUCGGUAAGGGCAAAUUCGCGAAGCGUGUGCCGAAGCAUCUACGAGACAUCCUGUCGGCCGAAUCCGGUUGUAAUGACGGCAUGGCGUUUCCGUUUAUCUAUCUCGGCUACUACAUCUGGGCCUACAAACCACAUGGAGGCGAGGUGGUCAUGCACUGGAUCUGUGUCACCAUUUUGUACGAGUGUAUCUUCGGUGCUAUCUAUGGCUUCAUCAUUGGUUACAUAGCUCGUCAUGCUAUCCGAUUCGCUGAAAACAAGCAACUGGUCGAUCGUGAGAGUUUCCUGGUCUUCUACUUUGUCCUGGCUAUUUUCUGUGCCGGGUCUGGCAGUCUGCUUGGCAUGGACGAUCUCUUGAUCGGUUUCUCUGCCGGCGUCGGCUUUAGCAAUGACGGCUGGUUUACCGAGAAAACAGAGGAGUCGCAUGUCUCCAAUGUCAUUGACCUCCUGCUCAACCUGGCGUAUUUCGUCUAUUUUGGUUCCAUUGUCCCUUGGCAAGACUUCAACAACCCCGAAAUCGGGCUUGUGCCCUGGAGACUCGUUGUCAUUGCCAUCCUUGUCAUUUUCUUCCGCCGUAUCCCCAUCAUGCUGCUCCUGAAGCCCAUCAUUCCGGAUAUAAAGACAUGGCGAGAAGCACUUUUCGCCGGUCACUUCGGCCCCAUCGGCGUCGGCGCCGUCUUCGCUUCAAUCUUAGCUAGAGCUGAGUUGGAAGGCCACGAGACGCAACCCCUGGGGGCAGCGGAACGGCCCAAACCUGGCGAAAGAAACUACUACAUUGUACAGGUUAUCUGGCCAGUAACGACGUUCCUCAUCAUUUCUUCCAUCCUAGUGCACGGGUCUUCCAUUGCCGUCUUUACCCUAGGGAAACGAAUUAAUACCAUGACCAUCACCCUGUCUUACACGACGGCCAAUGAAGAGGGUCCGUCGUGGAUGAACCGUCUACCGCGUAUGCAAUCCCUUGCAAAAGGAUCCAUGUCCUUUCGCAAGCCAGACGAGCUGGAGGAGUCUCCAGAAGAGUACCGCCCUGGAACUCUGCCUCCGCUUGGUGUACCGGGAAAUUUCCUGCGUCGCGUAAGAGCGGAAGAUGCUGACAAUGUCAGUGUUGCUCCUCGUCGCCGUCGGAGGCGAAGGAGGCGCGAAGAUGGCGCGGGAGGUCCGAUCAGCCAGUCUGCUAUCGCCCCUGUAACGAGGUUGGACUCCCAGAAAGAGGGAGAUGAGGAAGAGGAAGAAGAACGAAAAGAAGAAGGGGUCAAACCGGCAUUAGAGAAGGAACAACAACGUUUGCGAGAGGAAAUCGAGCAUGGAGGCGAUCCGCCAACCAAGGAACGCGAUAGGUUCGGAAGCGAACCCGAGAUUGAACUCUAUCAGGAAGGAAGUAAUCUUAUUAUGGAGGAUACAGAAGGAAAUGUCUUGAAAACGGAAGAUAUUAGCCAUCUGUCCCCUGAGGAGCGGUCGCGGGACAUCGAGGAGCAGAGGAUGCGCCUCCGGAGAGACACAUCGGGCCAUUUUGCGAAAUCCCGCAGCGAACCUCAUAAAGAGACCGAAGGGGAGCAUAUCAAGCAAGCGGUUGAAGGAAAGACUGGUUUUAAUAAGGCGCGGAACGUACUGGGUAGAUUUUUGGGCCGUAAGGAAAAGAAAGAAGGCGAGGAGUCUGAAAUAGAGGAGCCAACGAAGAAACCUGCAAAGAGCAAAGCUCGUUCAGCUCAUGCAUAUCAAUUUGGCAACACCAUCAUCGUUGAGGACGAGGAUGGAGAAGUGAUUAAGAAAUACACCAUUCCCUCUCCGGAGAAAGAGGAGACUGAGCCAGUCGAUGCUGCUGAGCGUUAUAUCCGUCGCCCGCUGGCCCGAAUGGGAACGUGGUUUGGCAAGGAAGAUGAGGCCGAGUCAUCUAAAGCGGGGGCGGAUAAAGCUGCUGCAGAUGACGAUGGACUUCGUUUUACGGUGGCUCAGAACGACGACAUUGGCCAGAGCGGCGUUGUCCAUAAAGGUCGUCGGAUGAACAAGCAAGAGUUCAUUCGACAGAUCCAGAAUCGUGACUUCAAAUCUCGCCUUGGCUUUGUCGAAGAUACGGACGCUCCGGAAGAAAUUAAAGACGCCGCUCGGGAUCAAGCCCAGACUGACAAACGCUCUGCUGGACGACCUGCGCAGGCCGGGCGCCCAGAGUCUCCCAGCACAGAAGAAGAGGAAACGGAUGAGGAGACCGCUGAUUCCGAUGAUGAAUCUGCCCGCGGGCACAAUGUCGCUGCUUCCAUCGCAAGAUUCACCACGGACACACCCGCGCAGGCGCGACGACGACGACUGCACCAGUCAGAAUCCGCGGAGCAUCCUCGUCGAGAUUCUGAAGAUGACGGAACCGAGCGAGUCCCGCCAGCCCGGUCCAGGGGGGCCACCAGCAUCUCUCCUCCGACACGAGAAACGGCAGACCUAGGCGAGACGGGCGAGACAGCAGUUGAGAGACGACGUCGUCUAGCGGCGCUGGGUCAGUUAGAUGACGAGGACUCCUCGGAUUCCGACGAACCAGAUUCUGAAGAUUCGAAUGACAGCGACGGAUUCCGACCGGUGCGAGGCAGAGUCCAAUUCGCCGAUGGCACGAGACCCGCCGAGAGGAGGACAGCAGCUGGGGUCGCCGAUCGCAGAGGACGUGGACAUCAUCCGCGAAUCUCAUGGGGGGGAGAGACAGGCCGGGAUUCAUGA
Messenger RNA from Monascus purpureus, 3144 nucleotides. Lineage: Eukaryota; Fungi; Ascomycota; Eurotiomycetes; Eurotiales; Aspergillaceae. The record is from the annotation of a GenBank genome assembly.